Molecule: messenger RNA, 1068 nt
Organism: Phacochoerus africanus (Common warthog)
Lineage: Eukaryota; Metazoa; Chordata; Mammalia; Artiodactyla; Suidae
Gene: CCDC172
Product: coiled-coil domain containing 172
Exons: 9
Coding region: 97-879 (260 amino acids)
Cellular component (GO): cytoplasm
Source: RefSeq, a predicted model, not a curated record
GCGAGGUCUGCAGCCCACAGUAUAAUUGCAAGAUCCUCAGACUCGGUUAUAAAAUAUUUAAGAGUGAAAAAGGGAUUGGCGGGUGCCCGGCCCGAGAUGAGUCUGGAGUCCUUGUUUCAGCACAUCAUCUUCUCUGAGCACCGGGCGGAGGAGAGUCGCCGCUUGCUGCGAGAAGUGAGGUCGGAGAUAAACAGAUGUCGUGAAAAUAUUAAGAAAGCGGCAGAGGAGCUGAAUGAAGAGAAAAUCAAGUUGGAAUCUAAGGUUCAGCAGUUUUCUGAAAAAGCCUUCCUCCUACAGCUUUUGAAAACUCAUGAAAAUGCCUUAAAAAGACAGUGCAGUGAAAUUACAAACGAAAGGAAUGUGCUCCUUCAAGCCUUUGAGGCUACAAAGAGAAAAGUGACAGAGGAGGAGGAAAAAUUUAUUAAGGAAAUUACAGACUUCAAUAAUGAGUAUGACAUAACAAAGAAACGAGAGCUUUUGGUGAAAGAAAAUAUCAAGAUUGAAAUAUCUGAGUUAGAAAACCAGGCAAAUAUUCUGAAAAAGGAAAUGAAAUCAGUGGAACAUGAUAGUGACCAAUUAAAUGAACUUCAAAAACAAAAGAGUGAAUUAAUACAAGAAUUAUUUACUUUGCAGAGAAAGCUCGAAGAUUUUGAAGAUAAAAAAAAUGAAGCUGUUCGUACUACCAAAAAUUUAGAAGCAGAAAAAAUAAAAAUCACUGAAAAACCUCAGAAUGAUGCUGAAUGCUUAAGACUUAAAAAGGAAUUAGAACUUUAUAAGGAAGAUGACAUGCAAAGUGUUUAUGAUGCCCUUCAAACAGAAAUAGAAUUUUUGGAGUUGACAUUGGCACAGAAAGAUCUUCAGGAAAUAAAUAACUUGUAGAGAGUUGAUCAGCUAUCUAAGAUUUGAUCAAAACAUCUUAGUGUCAUGGUGAUAGAUACAUGAAUGAUACCCAUUACAACAGAUUCUUGUGGAAAAUGUGAGGUCCACAAUGCUCAAAUUUGUUGAAAUCUAGAAUUGGUAUAUUAGCACUUAAAAAAAUAAUUUUGCAGUUUUAUUACCUACUAAAAC